This is a messenger RNA of Solenopsis invicta (red fire ant), 5093 nucleotides long. RefSeq names its product ubiquitin-like modifier-activating enzyme 1 (gene Uba1). NCBI's taxonomy places the organism in Eukaryota, Metazoa, Arthropoda, Insecta, Hymenoptera, Formicidae. The transcript is spliced from 5 exons. The coding region runs from base 726 to 3932 and encodes 1068 amino acids. Gene Ontology annotation, cellular component: cytoplasm; SUMO activating enzyme complex. Gene Ontology annotation, molecular function: SUMO activating enzyme activity. The record is from RefSeq and is a predicted model, not a curated record. Gene Ontology annotation, biological process: protein sumoylation.
GCUUUAUCAGAGGAGAGAGCAGGAGAGAGAGGAGACAGCGAGCGAAUCGACGAAUCCGUGUAGCAACAGCGAAUGAUUGUGCGCAAGGGGGGUGGGACGUGGAGCGCGGCAGCGGACAGCGUCGUCGUCGGUAGAUCGGGCGGAACGGUGAAUCGCGCUCAGUGAGAAUUUCUCUUGUCGUCGAGGUGUGGGACAAAGGCGGCAACGGUGGUGCUCCACGAACGGACACGAAGGUGGUGACGCGGUCGCGGCGGGCCGCGGGUAGACACGAGGGCGUUCGCGGGGCUGCGGCGCGGCAGUGGUGGUCGAACAGGGGGCAAAGGAGCAGAGCGGGCUCGCGGAGAGGAGAGUGGUGGGGGCGACGUGUGAGUGUGUGCGGCGGCGGCAGUGUGAGGUUGGUCGGUACGCGUCCGUCGCUGGGUAUCCGUCUUACGUGCUGGAGUCGUCGCCGUCGGCGCCGAGAUUCGGCAUUCGAGAUUUGGCGAGGAGCCGUGUGUGCGGCGUGGUGACGAGCGCGGGCGAGAAAAGCGGUGGCGAGCAGAGAAGAAAGAAAGAGAAAGAGAGUGAGAGGGAUAGAGCGAGGGAGUGAAAAGAGGGAAGGGUGAGAGAGUGAGAGAGAGAGAAAAAAAGAGAGUGUGUGUGUGUGUGAGUGAGAGCACAAUCAGGGGAAAUAAUCGACGGCACAUAAUCCGACGUCCCCGUGAACACGUCCGUCAAGUCCUCCGAUGUCUAGUGCUGAGGUGGCGGAGAGCUCCGUUGAUCCCCCAGCCAAGAAGCGACGCGUUGGUGCUGCCAGCACGACGGGAGGAGCCGACGACGAGCUGACGACGACGAACGUGGCGGAGAUGGACGUAGACAUGGCGAAGAACGGCUCCACGAGCAGCGGCAGCGGCGGCGGCAUCACCACCGGUCGGGCGCCCGCAGAGAUCGACGAGGGUUUAUAUUCACGGCAGCUCUAUGUCCUUGGACACGACGCCAUGCGCCGCAUGGCGUCCUCGGACGUGCUCAUCUCCGGCCUGGGCGGCCUCGGCGUCGAGAUCGCCAAGAACGUCAUCCUCGGCGGCGUCAAAUCCGUCACGCUGCAUGACCAUGCCGCGUGCAAGCUGGCCGAUCUGGGCUCACAGUUUUAUCUCACCGAGGCGGACGUAGGUAAGAAUCGCGCGGCGGCAUGUUGUCAACGUUUGUCAGAGCUGAACAAUUACGUGCCUACUCGUCACUACUCCGGUCCUCUGAGCGAGUCAUAUAUCCAACAAUUUAAGGUCGUGGUGCUGACCGAAACACCGCUGGCCGAGCAGCUACGUAUCUCGCAAAUCACCCACGCCAACAAUAUCGCUUUAAUACUCGCCGAUACCCGCGGCCUCUUCUCGCAGGUAUUCUGUGACUUCGGCGAAACGUUCACAGUGGUGGACACGAAUGGUGAACCACCGGUGAGCGCGAUGAUCGCCAGCAUCUCUCGCGACAGCGAGGGCGUUGUUACAUGCCUGGAUGACACACGCCAUGGCAUGGAGGAUGGUGACUAUGUGACUUUCUCUGAGGUGCAGGGCAUGACCGAAUUAAAUGGGUGUGAUCCAAUUAAGAUCAAAGUGUUGGGACCAUACACUUUUAGCAUUGGCGAUACCUCUAGGUUUUCUGAGUACGUGCGCAGUGGUAUCGUGACCCAGGUGAAGAUGCCCAAAACUUUACAUUUCGCGUCAUUGCAAACGGCCCUGAAGAAACCUGAGUUUGUCAUCACAGACUUUGGUAAAUUCGACUAUCCGGAACAGCUACAUCUAGCUUUCCUGACGCUGCAUCAAUACAUAGCCAAUAGAGGUACAUUGCCACGGCCGUGGAACCAGUCGGAUGCUGACGAGUUUAUCGCCAUUAUUGAACAGAUCAAGGACAACUACGGUUUUGAUACUGAGAUUAACAAUGAGUUGUUACGUACGUUUGCCAAGGUGUCCGCUGGCGAUUUGAACCCCAUGAACGCCACGAUUGGCGGUAUUGUUGCCCAGGAAGUGAUGAAAGCCUGCUCCGGCAAGUUCCAUCCUAUCUAUCAAUGGUUAUACUUUGACGCCAUCGAAUGUCUGCCCGUUGACCGCUCAGAGCUUACCGAGGAGGAUUGCUGUGCUACGGGAUCUCGUUAUGAUUCUCAGGUGGCUGUUUUUGGUAAGAAUUUCCAGUCCAAGAUCGGCAGUUUGAAAUACUUUGUGGUCGGUGCCGGCGCAAUUGGUUGUGAAUUAUUGAAAAACUUCGCGAUGAUUGGCGUUGGAGCGGAGAACGGUUGUGUCACGGUUACGGAUAUGGACUUGAUCGAGAAAUCCAAUUUGAAUCGACAGUUUCUGUUCAGGCCGUCAGAUGUGCAGCAAUCUAAGUCGUCGACGGCGGCCAGAGUCAUCAAGGGCAUGAAUCCCGACAUGAAGGUGGUCGCGCACGAGAAUCGGGUGUGUCCGGAGACAGAGAAGAUCUAUAACGAUGAUUUCUUCGAAGUACUGGACGGUGUGGCAAAUGCACUCGAUAACGUAAACGCUCGUAUUUACAUGGAUCGUCGUUGCGUAUACUAUCGUAAACCCCUAUUGGAAUCUGGUACGCUUGGCACUAAAGGCAACACCCAAGUGGUGGUGCCGUUCCUCACUGAAUCAUACAGUUCGUCGCAGGACCCACCGGAAAAGAGCAUUCCUAUCUGUACUCUCAAAAAUUUCCCCAAUGCUAUUGAACAUACUCUACAAUGGGCUCGCGACACCUUCGAAGGCCUGUUCCGUCAAUCUGCGGAGAAUGCAGCGCAGCAUAUUUCCGACCCGCAGUUUGUCGAACGAACGCUCAAGCUGCCCGGUGUGCAGCCCCUUGAGGUUUUAGAAUCUGUUAAGAUAGCGCUAGUCGACGAGAGGCCGAACAACUUUGCUGAUUGUGUGGCAUGGGCUCGUUGCCACUGGCAAGAACAAUAUAGCAAUCAAAUCCGUCAACUGUUAUUCAACUUUCCACCGGAUCAGGUGACCUCGAGCGGUCAGCCUUUCUGGUCUGGCCCGAAACGCUGUCCAGAUCCGUUAGUUUUCGAUGUCAACGACUCCCUACAUAUGGAUUACAUUGUUGCCGCUGCCAAUCUCAAGGCUAAAGUUUACGGAAUACCCACGAAUCGUGAUAGAGAAGAGAUCGCUAGGAUCCUUGCCACUGUCAAAGUACCAGACUUCACACCCAAAUCCGGCGUGAAGAUCGCUGAAACAGACUCACAGGUGCAAGUGUCAAACGGCAGUGGUAACAUCGACCAUGAACGACUGUCGCAGCUGCAGGAAGAGCUGCCGAAGAUGGAGGAUCUGAACAGCAUGGUGAUUUACCCACAGGAAUUUGAAAAAGACGACGACACCAAUUUCCACAUAGACUUCAUUGUUGCGGCAUCGAAUUUGCGUGCUACCAACUACAAAAUCUCGCCGGCGGAUCGGCAUAAGAGCAAACUAAUCGCUGGCAAGAUUAUUCCAGCGAUUGCAACUACCACUUCGGUGGUAGCUGGUCUCGUCUGUCUGGAACUGUACAAGCUGACGCGCGGAGUUCGUGACUUGUCGCUUUACAAGAACGGCUUUGUGAACCUGGCGCUACCGUUCUUCGGUUUCAGCGAACCGAUUGCUGCUCCCAAGCUCAAGUACUACGACAUCGAGUGGACAUUGUGGGAUCGUUUUGAAGUAAAAGGCGAAUUAACAUUGAAGGAAUUCCUUGACUACUUCAAAGAACGUCACAAUCUGGAAGUGACAAUGUUAUCGCAAGGUAUCUGCAUGCUGUACUCGUUCUUCAUGGCGAAGCUCAAGUGCCAAGAGCGUAUGGGCCUGCUCAUGUCAGAGGUGGUGAAGAAGGUGUCGAAGAAGAAGUUGGAGCCACAUGUGCGCGCUCUCGUGUUCGAGCUGUGCUGCAACGACGAGGACGGGAACGACGUCGAAGUGCCGUAUGUGCGCUACACUCUACCCUGACUCGCCCGCGUGGCCCUCGAUCGCGUCAGAUGAUGUCUACUUAACUGAGACACUUAGCCGUACAUAGUGAUUUCUACAAAUUUCUAUUUUACGACGAUGUAAUACAUACAGGAGACAUUACUGCUACUGUCCUCGUCUAUGAAUGUCUAUAUGAGGCACACUUUCUUUCUACAUAUAUACAUAUUUCUUUUUUUUUGCUGUCAGAGAUGCAAUUUCUCACGUUACUACCGCCAGCGCUUAGUAGUAGUGAUUUUGAGCAGCGAGUGCGCGCAAUAGCAAAAUCGGAUUCUUCGUUUUAUUUAGGGAAUAACAUUUGCAAAUAAUUUUGGACACCAGGUUUUUUCGAUUAGUUAUCACGAACAUACCGGAUUAUGAUAUCAGAAGUAUAAAAUUGUACCUUUUUUAAUUGUUUUUCACUCAAAUUAACAUCGAAUAUCCGAUUUCCUUAUUUCUAUGAAACAUUUCAUGGUCAAAUUCUUUUUUUUUUAUAGAGAUAAUAUGGAUAAUAUUAAAACAAUAGAUAGCAAUAAUAAGAAAAAAAAAAAUUAAUUCAUGAUGUAUCGUGAACUUGCUAUUUAAGUCAAAUUAAUGAACUAUAGACAGUGUAGACUCGUUAAUUUAUUAAGUUCUAAAAAGUUAUAUUUGCGUAUACACACAAAUUUCUCACUAUUUCCAAAUUUAUAUCUUGAUACAAGUGAAAAUAGAUCGGUUUCUCACUUCUCUGAUGUCAUAAUCCGAUAUACACAAUCGCAACAAGCAAAUCUGCGGAGUCUUUCGCUUCUCGGCUAAAUUCAAUUUUCGUCUUUCACUCGAGUGGUAUUUUAUUUUGACCGGUUUGCUCGCGAUGCGUUCCAACACGAUUGCGAUUGAAUAGGGGAAAAGAAAGAAGAGAAAAUAGAAGCGAAUACCAAAUUUCUACGAGGAGGAAGAGGAGGAGGAAGAGGAUAUCUUUGAUGGGAUUUUUUUCGGCUCACUCCGCAAACGCGCGUGUCGCUUCGUUCUGUAGACUCCGUUCUGUAGACUCCGAUGCAAAUCAAACUGGAGAAAGAUGAAACUCCUCUAUUUUAUCUGUUGAGGUUCCUUUGUUCAUUGUAUUAUCAAACUUAGUCCCGUAGAAAGAUAUGUGAAUAAUCAGUCGAGUUAAUAAUGAACGCAACAAUA